Exophiala oligosperma is the source of this 2154-nucleotide messenger RNA. RefSeq lists its product as uncharacterized. NCBI's taxonomy places the organism in Eukaryota, Fungi, Ascomycota, Eurotiomycetes, Chaetothyriales, Herpotrichiellaceae. The record is from RefSeq and is a predicted model, not a curated record. The transcript is spliced from 4 exons. The coding region runs from base 482 to 2002 and encodes 506 amino acids.
GUUCGUUCCUUCCUUCUGUAUUUGCGACACACACACACACACACACACAUAUACACACACACAGCUUGACUCAAGUCAUUAGGAAGCCAGGGAAAAUCACCUUCACUACCUUCAUUUCAGAUUUACUUAACUUGAUCCAAUUCUUUGUCGAUCGUUCACUCCGGUCCUUUCGCUCUCAUCACCUUCAACAAUCGACAGAUAUGCUGAUUUCAUUCGGGACCACGUAUUCCGACUGCUUCUGAGCAUCGAAGUGGCACUGGACCCAAGGAGCAAUCUUGCACGAGUCAAGCACCACGCAAACUCGCCUGUGAAACACAUUCCCAUCCCUGCGAUUUAGCGCAUGGCCGAGCUUCUGGGGCCCAGGACAGUAACUUGGCCUAUCAUACAGUGAUCAUUUGGUGGCGCUCCAGCGGCUUGCUGCAUUCCACGCUUACCCGAGACCAGUGCCAUCCUCCGCUGGCUCGACAAACCUUCCCCCGCCAUGAAGGGCAUCUUCAGAAGAAAAGAUCCCAGGUCGAGUCACCAUGAUCCCAGAUCAAACAGAGCACGCUUAACCCCUGCCGUUGGCCCCGAUCGUAUACAAGACUACUCUCAUAAGUCACCGAGAUUGAUCAGCGACAAAUUCACUUCUUCGGCAUUGGGCCACAACAUGCCCAACAUUUCCAUCCCUGAUCCUCCUGAUCCGAGAUCGCAUCCGGCCGCUUAUCUUCGGAGCAUACAUGCCGUAAGACAACGAACACGCUUGGUGCUUGAUGAGGCUAAAGGCAAUGCACUCUACCACUUCGAUGUCGACUUGUCCAAGUUCAAGGAUACGGCAGAUUAUGUAGUUGCCAUCAUCAAGCGAGACUUUCAGGGCAACUAUGCCUCGAUCCCUCCUCAUGGGCGAUGGCAGCAUUUCGAAGUUGGGGGACGGCCGAGAGUUACCCAGCUGCUUCAGUCAUGGCCAAAUUCAGUCGACAAUCAGGAGAGGACGCGCCGACUUAUCGAUCUUUUCCUCGUUUCGGUACUUUUGGACGCUGGGGCUGGCACCAAAUGGUCCUACAAGUCCAAGGAAUCGGGCAAGGUCUAUAACCGAAGCGAAGGUCUGGCCGUGGCGAGUCUAGAGAUGUUCAAAACUGGCGCAUUUAGCAGUGACCCUAACCAGCCCCACCAAGUUGAUGCCGCCGGCCUCCAAAAAGUCACCACCGACACAUUGGCGAAAGGAAUGCAAGUAACAGAGGCAAAUCCCAUGUCAGGCCUUGAAGGCAGGGCUGGACUCCUUGUCAGACUUGGAAAAGCUCUUCAAAAUGCCGAGAUCUUUGGUCAUGAUGGGCGACCUGGAAAUAUGAUAGAUUAUUUGUUGUCUCACCCUACCACACAGGCUGCGUCCGUACCCAUCAUCUUGAUGCCUACCUUAUGGAGUGUUCUGAUGGACGGCCUGUCGAGCAUUUGGCCAGCAACCCGAACGAACAUAAAGGGAACACCUUUGGGAGACGCCUGGCCUUGUCAAGCUAUGCCUAAAUCACCGCCUGCUCAUCCUUGGGAGACGAUUGUGCCUUUCCACAAGCUGACACAGUGGUUGUGCUAUUCUCUCAUGGUCCCGAUGACCAAAUUGCUCAAUGUUCAUUUCGCCGGCGAGGAUCUGAUGACAGGUCUGCCAGAAUAUCGAAACGGAGGCCUGUUGGUCGACACCGGCCUCUUGACGCUUAAAGAGGGAGAUAGGCAAAGAGGGCUCAAGAAUUACCACCAAAUGGUUGGAGACGGAAACGCAGUCGAGGUUGUACCAACUUUUGAGCCCAGUGACGAUGUGAUUGUCGAAUGGAGAGCUGCCACUGUUGGAUUCCUUGACGAAUUACUUGCUGCUGUGAACAAGGGCCUCGGUUUGGAAGCUUCCGAGCAGCUGACUCUUGCUCAGAUGCUUGAAGCUGGCACGUGGAAGGGAGGACGUGAAAUUGCAAAAGUGUCCCGUCCAAUUACUGGCGGCCCACCCAUUGGCAUCAUAUCGGAUGGCACUGUUUUCUAAGAAUGUUGAAUGUGCCCCAGAGCGCCAGUAGAGUUUAUUGAUAUUGAUGGAUCACAGAGACAGAAUAACGAGGUUACGCAACGCCCGGAGGUAAAGGCCAGCAGGAAAUCACCUUCAGUACCAUAAAUAUCUCAUUCAAUGUGCUUACAACG